GGGGGCAUUGAAUGCCGUUUAUUGUUUUUAAAAAAUUCUACCAUAUUUACUUUGCAGAUUGAAAUAAUGAUCUGGGUUAUUGUUUUGAAGUUGCUCAUAGUCUAUUUGUCACAGCUUGUGCUUAUUGUUUCAGCUCAGAAAGGAAAGUGUCCACCAUCUUUUGAUUGUGGAUUUCUUGGCCACUUUCAGUUUCCUUUCACAACCACUGAGCAACAACACUGCGGCCUAUUGGCCAUACAUGGCUGUCAACAACUUUCUCCCUCCGCUCCCAAAACUAUCCAACUAGGCACCUCCCCAUCAACCUCGUACUCUGUUCUAAAGGUAGAACCUCGUACCAUAAUUAUCGCAGAUGAUAAACAACAACGUUAUUUGAGUAACAGAAGUUGCAAAGCGUUCAGCAAGAAUGUUACUCUUCCUCAAACCUCUCCUUUAGCUUCUUUCAGCAUCAAAUAUAAUAUCACCAUCUUCAGAUGCAAUCACUCAAUCAAGCCCUCCCUUUCAAAGGAUUUUUAUAAAUAUUCAAACUGUUCUGAGUACGAAAUCAUCUAUGGCCCUCCAAAUGCACUAACUCUUCCAGGUUUCCAGUGGCCCAGCUCUUUAGCACCAUGCUCAACCACUCAGCUUCCUGUAGAAGGAAUUCCUACCGACGACCCCUUUCAAUUUCUAACAAGUAGUAUCGCUAUUGAAGUUCAGUUAUCUAAUCAAUGUGAAAGUUGUCUUCGUCAUGGAAAAGGACGAUGUUUACUUGACACUCAAGGAAAAUUCUACUGCGCCACAGGGAGUGGAAGCUGGGUUCCGAAAAUGGUACUGGGACUCGCAUUAGCUGUUACAGUUGUUUUACUGCUAGCGAUGGUCAAGAUGUACCGUACAAGAAGGAAGAAGCAAAAUCCAACCAAUCAACGGAUUGAGGUCUUUCUGAAAAAACACGGAGCCCUUCAGACUAAGAGGUAUGGUUAUUCUGAGAUAAAGAAAGUGACCAACUGUUUCAGAAACAAACUAGGCCAAGGAGGAUUCGGUAGUGUGUACAAGGGAAAACUACAGGAUGGACGUUACGUUGCAGUGAAGAUCCUAAACGAAUUAAAAGAUGACGGAGAGGAAUUCAUCAAUGAAGUUGCUAGUAUUAGCAGAACUUCUCAUGUUAACAUUGUUACGCUUUUGGGGUUCUGUUGCGAUGGUUCUAAACGAGCUUUGGUUUAUGAGUUUAUGUCCAAUGGAUCACUUGAAAAACUUAUCUAUCAAGAAAAUUCUCUAAUCACACAUCAUCAAUUGGACUAUCAAAUGUUGUAUCAUAUUGUAAUUGGUGUUGCUAGAGGACUACAAUACCUGCAUAAAGGCUGCAAUACUAGAAUUUUGCACUUUGACAUCAAACCUCAUAACAUUCUGUUGGAUGAGAAUUUCAAUCCCAAGAUUUCAGAUUUUGGUCUGGCAAAAAUUUGCUCCAGAAAAGAAAGUAUGGUGUCAAUAUUUGGUGCUAGAGGAACAGCAGGCUAUAUUGCUCCAGAAGUUUUUUCCAGAAAUUUUGGUGUAGUUUCACAUAAAUCAGAUGUUUACAGUUAUGGAAUGAUGGUCUUAGAAAUGAUUGGAGGAAGACAGAACACUGUGACUGGGCUAGACCCCUCAAGUGAAAUUUACUUUCCCGAUUGGAUAUACAGUCGUCUUGAAUCAAAACAGGAACUUGGUUUACAAAACAUGCGAAAUAUAAGUGAUGAAAAAUUGGUAAGAAAGAUGGCAAUUGUGGGCUUAUGGUGCAUACAAACUCAUCCUUCAGCCCGACCUCCCAUAAGUAAAGUGUUGGAAAUGCUAGAAAGCAAAGUUGAGUUAUUGCAGAUUCCACCCAAACCUUUAUUGUCUUCUCCUUCAACUUCUCCCAUCCAUUUAUCAAGUGAGACAUUGUAAUUUGUGACUUGUGAGCUAGGAUACUACAUAAGAUGAAGUAAAUGUUACAGUAUUUCAAAUUUAUAUCGACUCUAUUCUGCUUCUUUGUGUUUUA
Vigna unguiculata (cowpea) is the source of this 1990-nucleotide messenger RNA. Its product is annotated as LEAF RUST 10 DISEASE-RESISTANCE LOCUS RECEPTOR-LIKE PROTEIN KINASE-like 2.1. Gene Ontology annotation, biological process: protein phosphorylation. NCBI's taxonomy places the organism in Eukaryota, Viridiplantae, Streptophyta, Magnoliopsida, Fabales, Fabaceae. The record is from RefSeq and is a predicted model, not a curated record. Gene Ontology annotation, molecular function: protein kinase activity; ATP binding.